Molecule: messenger RNA, 1481 nt
Organism: Ilex paraguariensis (yerba mate)
Lineage: Eukaryota; Viridiplantae; Streptophyta; Magnoliopsida; Aquifoliales; Aquifoliaceae
Source: the annotation of a GenBank genome assembly
UGCAUGCAAGAUCAAAAAAUGGAUAGCAAAGUACUGUUUGAAACUGCUUGGGAAGGAAAUGUUGAGGAUUUUCGCAAAAUCCUUAAAGAAAAUCCAAGUGUGGUUAUUGACUUUGCACUUUCAUCUCCAAGCGAGUCUCUUCUACAUGUUGCAACGAAAUCGGGACAGGUUGAUUUUGUACGGGAGCUUAUAAAUCACAAUCAUGAACUAGCCAAAGAAUUAAAUAAAAAUCUAUUUCGGCCUCUGGAUAUAGCUUCAAUGAUGGGGAACGUGGAAUUAGUGAAGGAACUUGUGAAAAAAGAUCCUGGAAUUUGUCGUCUGAAAGGCAAAGACCAAAGAACAGCUCUUCACUAUGCUACUAUGAAGGGAAGAAUUGAAGUUAUAGAUGAAUUGCUCUCCACUUGCUCACAUGCUAUUGAAGAUACCACGGUUCAUGGGGAAACUGCUCUUCAUCUGGCUGUGGAAAACAACCAAUUCGACGCCUUUCGGCUCUGGUUAGCUGGCUCGGAAAACUCAAUAUGGAGGCCAUCAUAAAUUCCGGUGAUAGCGAUGGCAACGCGGUUUUACACCUUGCAGCCUCUAGAAAGCAAUUGGACACCAUGGGAUUUAUGCUUAGCAACAACAAUACCAUCAGUGGGGUAUUGGAAGUCAAUGCUAAAAAUCUGAAGGGUUUGACAGCAAUGGAUAUACUGGAUAUAGUCAUGGAAAGUCCCAAGGAUCUACACCUGAAAGAAAUCCUCCAACGUGCUGGGGCAUUUGCUGCUCAACAUGCAAAUGCUGUCUCUGCAACUUCCUAUCUUCAACAUUUCACAGGAACUGGACAAGCCCAGCAUGAGCUUCAAUCAAAAACAUCUUCUAAAGAUUGGUUCAAAUACUUCAAGUUUCAGGGUCAAAGAUAUUCACCAACUGAGGCACGUAAUGCAUUGCUAGUAGUGUCUACACUGAUCGCCACAGUCACCUUUCAAGCAGUUACGAACCCUCCUACUAACCAGUCAAAUUCUGAUUCCAAAGCUCCCAACGCACCAGGCCCAUCUUCACAUGGGGCAGAAAUGCCAGCAGCAACGGUCAUCGGUGCCAUAACCUCUGCAAUUUUCGGCUCACAUGCUACAACAUUGUGUUUUUUGUUUGCAAAUACGUUGGGGUUUACUGCAUCACUGACCAUUAUAAUAUACCUCACCGGUGGAUUUCCUUUCCGAAGGGAGCUCCUGAUUUCUAUAUUUUCCAUGAUGUUUGCCUAUGGAUUUUCAGUUAGCAAGAUCAGUAAAGAAGCCAGCACCUAUGUCUUUCAGGGGAUUGCCUUCACUAUACCAUUCUUUGUGCGGUGGCUGCCUAGGUGGGGAAGAAAAGUUUGGAAGUGUAGACACAAACUUUCAUUAAUUCGCGGCAGACCAUGAUAGUGGUCUGGACAACCUAAUCUGAAUAUUUAGUACCAUUUGGUGACGUUUUAGAGUCAAAAAGUAUGCCUAAUUUCUAUUUUGCAA